Molecule: messenger RNA, 721 nt
Organism: Ilex paraguariensis (yerba mate)
Lineage: Eukaryota; Viridiplantae; Streptophyta; Magnoliopsida; Aquifoliales; Aquifoliaceae
Source: the annotation of a GenBank genome assembly
CUGACCCGGACACACUUUUCCUCUCGUGACCAAGUCGAACCGAGAGAAACGACAGAAAGAAAAACCCCAGACUUCUCCGGCAACGUUCAUGUCUCAGCAAUCGCAUUCCGGGAGUCCGGAUCAAAUGGCUAUGUAUAUUCGUGUUAAGCAUUGUAAGACAACCUAUUUUCUGCAAUGCGAUCCAACAGAGACAAUUCUGAAAAUCAAGGAGAAGUUGCAUGCCCUCAUUGAUCAACCAGUUGAUGACCAGCGUUUGAUUCUAAUGGAAACUGGCAGAAUUUUAGAUGACUCAAAAACAUUGGCAGAUCAAAAGGUCGAAAAUGAUGCUGUUGUGGCACUGACCUUGAGAAAAGAUGACAACGAAUUUGAGGAUGUAAAUAUUGUGAGGCCAAAUGAUUUUUACCAAUCCCGGGAUUCGGACGGUGGAGUGAAUUGUUGAGCUACAAAUAUGGCUGGAAUAGCUUAGCUUAGUUGUGACUUAUAUCUGUUCUUCUAUACGUAUUCUUCUCAUGGCCAUUGACUUAUCACCUCUUGCUUGGGGUGCCUUUGAACCCUUAAGGAAGUCUGUUACAGGUUUCCAAUUGUAAGGUGUUUUUUAUGUGGGAUUUACGAGCUGGGUCUUCUUGCUGAUUUAAUUUGUAAGUACUGUGUUGGUAUGUUUUGUGAUGAAUAUCAUCGUCAUCGUCAUUAUCAUUGCCGUUAAAGAAAAUUAUUGAAAUGC